Molecule: messenger RNA, 615 nt
Organism: Lasiodiplodia theobromae
Lineage: Eukaryota; Fungi; Ascomycota; Dothideomycetes; Botryosphaeriales; Botryosphaeriaceae
Exons: 1
Coding region: 1-615 (204 amino acids)
Source: RefSeq, a predicted model, not a curated record
AUGAUUGUCUCACGCCCUCGUGGAAUCGCUCGCAAGCACCGCCGCAACGACUACCUGCAUACCCCACUGAGCCGCCACACCCCCAGCGACGUGCGAUCGACCUCGACCUUCUAUCGCUACCCGACGACCCACCAUCACCACCGCGACUCGACAAUGGGUUGGUUCGGCCCGUCGCGCUCGCCCUACAGCUCAGGCAACUACUACUCCAAGUCCACCUGGGGACGUCCUGCCAGCACCUAUUCGUCGCAUUCAUACUACAAGCGCCGCCCGCGCGACGGCUACAUCAACCGCCUGCUGUACAAGCUCAAGCAGCUGUUGCGCGAGCUCUACGACUAUGCGCGUCGCCAUCCCGCCAAGCUGUUCUUCAUGGUAAUCAUGCCUUUGCUAAGCAGCGGCGCUCUGCACGGCGUCCUGCGACAAUUUGGCAUCAGCCUGCCGCGCGCCUUGAACACUGCUCUCGGUGGUGCCCCGAUGGGAGGUGGCUACGGUGCAAGGAGCUACAGCGGCGGAUAUUACGGUAGCUCUGGCUACGGCCAUGACUACGGCAGAGGCAGCGAGGGCCUGAACCUUGGCAGCUUGAUGAGCCUGGCGAGCCUGGCGAAGCACUUCAUCUGA